UCUCGUGAUGUCAACGUAAAACCCAUUUUCUCACGACGUAAUUGUAGCUAUCGCGAGAAAACCCCGCGCCAUUUGUGAAUGCUUUAGGCGGCUGAAAUCUCCAUCAUAAAUUUACUAAUUUCCUGCAGAAAAUAUGGACUUUAUCUCUGCACUGAGAGAGAGGGGUGUCCCUGAGGAGAACCUGACAAAAAUGGAGGAAGAUAAGAUUGAUCCUGCUGUUGCGAAACUAAUGAAUGAAGAGGAACUGUCUAAGUAUAUUCCUCGGUAUGGCGAUAGAGUCUUUGCAAAAAAUUGGAUGCCGAUAAAUGCAGAGGAACAUGGGAAUGUAGACAGAAAACAGAAAUUGAUCAACCGAUUGAGAGAAAAAAUGAAAUUACCAGCAAUUCAAAAUCAGAAAAAAAAAGGAGUUGGCAAUAAGAAUGCUGAAAGCAAGACAAGGAAAAUUGAACUUGGGUGGAUGAACUACCAAGAUAGCAGCUACAAACAAGUAAGAAGACCCAAAGGAGGUGGAACACGAGAAAUUGUUGUUAAAAAAGGAGACACAGUGUUAAAUGUUCUGAACAUCGGGAAAGAACUUUUUUUCCCUAAUGGUAAAUCAGUAAAAGGGAAUAUUGACGAUUUCAACUUUAUGCUCUGUGUCACUGGCUCUGAAGAACCACUCAAAGAAAAUCAGACAGUUGGUGGAUUAUACGAGGCAACACAUUACCAACUUCUUAGACUGUAUGUGUGCACAAGACUGAAAGAUCAGGAUUCUGAUCAGAGUGAUGAAACUGACACAAAUUUGACUCUAAAGAGAUCCCGGCUUACUUCCACACCAGACGUAUCUCCAUGUCCUUCAGGAUGUAACAAUCAGAACAGAAGUCAGACCUUGCACUCCCCGACUGUUACACCUGUCAGAUCUAGUGACAAUGUACUCCAGUCUUCUGAUGAUGAAGUGGUGUUCCUGGGUAAUGAUGUGAACAUAUCCUUUGACAUGGUCUCUGACACACUUGUAUACUCACCUGUACAUGUUGAUUGUGCGGGGAACGAAACAUUUACUGAAACAAUACCGGAAACAGUUCCAUUUGAGCCAGAUACAGUCUUUGUUCCAGGUAGCUCAUUCUAUGAAAUCACAGAUGCUAUAGAAACAGUGCCAGAAGAUCCACCUCAGGCAACUGACACCCAGGAGCAAUCAAACAAUGACUUGUUCUUUGAAAACCCAAGAAAUGUGACUGAAAGUGAAACAGUAUUGAUUCGCAGAGUUCACUGUGUGAAUGAUAUGAUUCAGGCUUUCUCAGACAAAAACAUUCUACAUGCCAAUGUAACAAUUAAACGUGUACUCGAAAAUGGUGAGGAGGAAGCUGGCGUCGGGGAUGGAGUGUUCCAAGACUGUCUUACUGAAUUUUGGGACACAUUUUAUGCAACAAGAACCUGUGGAACAACGUACAAGAUACCAACUCUGCAUCAUGCUUACCAAGAAAGAGAGUGGGAAGCUGUUGCACGGAUUUUUGCCAUUGGAUGGGCCUUGAAGUGA
This is a messenger RNA of Cyprinus carpio (common carp), 1513 nucleotides long. RefSeq lists its product as uncharacterized. NCBI's taxonomy places the organism in Eukaryota, Metazoa, Chordata, Actinopteri, Cypriniformes, Cyprinidae. The record is from RefSeq and is a predicted model, not a curated record.